This is a messenger RNA of Tremella mesenterica DSM 1558, 2211 nucleotides long. RefSeq lists its product as uncharacterized. Bases 1 to 2211 code for a protein of 736 amino acids. The transcript has 10 exons. The record is from RefSeq and is a predicted model, not a curated record. NCBI's taxonomy places the organism in Eukaryota, Fungi, Basidiomycota, Tremellomycetes, Tremellales, Tremellaceae.
AUGCAAGCUCCGCCUGUAGAUGACGAUCAUAUCCGCACAAUUUGUCUCGAGAUACUUGCCACCCAAGUUCAAUAUCCAGCCUCUGUCCUUAGGCAAGUCACUCCAUCCGACACCCAACUAAUCAACCAAAUUGAGCAUCAAAUCGCUCAACUCAAGGAUGAUUUCCUUACAUAUGAAGGAGUCCACAACAAAGAUGCUCUCAAACAAGGGAACCAGCAUAAAGCCACUACAAACUUUGGUAAUACUGUAGCAAAAUUGCAAGAUAAUCUUGGUCAAAUACAACAGUCCGCAACUCAGACUGCUCCAAGGGUCACAGCUCCAGCACCCAUUUUGAAUGUCUCACCAAUGACACCUGCAACAACAACAAUACGACUCAAGACAACCGACUUACCGAAGUUUGGGAAUAGCAACAACAAUGAAUUUAGCUUGGACAACGACGGUCGAGAUGACGACAAGGGUGUAUAUGAUGGUGUGAACAGGGGUAACGAUGAUGAGGGAUGUGUCGGAUGUGAUAAUGUGGUGGAUCAGUGGUGCUCCAGAUUCUUGAGGUCACGUCCAAGAUACCUCUCAUACUUCAGUCAUCUGCGCUUGAUUGAUUGGUUCAAUACCCUUUCCGCUGAGGAUCAAUCUAAACGCAAAACCUGGAUUCAUGGCACCAACAUCAACAACAAAGUGCUAGUCACUGGAAUUCUUGCUGGCUUGCCUAUGUCUAUGACAACAUUACUCGAUAUAGAUCUCAAUAUGGAACUUACUGAGCUCCACAGGCUACUUGUGGACAAGGAGGCCGGUCUUCACAAACUGGGCCUGACUACCGCAACCAAUUCAACAAAUACAAACCAAGCCACAUCCAACCGGCAAAGUAGCCAAGUACAAGGCCAGCCGGUACAAAACCGUCAAACACGUUCAAGACCAUUUCCAAACGGACCACCCCCGUCUCCAUGUCAUACCUGUGGAGAAAAUCAUUGGAGCUUCCAAUGUCCAGUGAGACAAGCAAACCACCAAGGCAACCAGUCUCAACCGCCAGCUUCAAACCAGAGCUCAACUCCAUCAAAUUCAACAUUGUCAUCACCACACGCAAGCAAUAACAAUAAUGGUAAUCAGAAUGUCACUCAGAUACCUGAUCAAAAUCCUAGACCAUAUGGCAAGGCUCAAGGUCCUUGCAACAUGUGGAACAACAACCGUCCUCCACCACCUUGGAACUCUAUCGAGUUCGACGGAUUAGGAUGGAGGAAAGCGGGAGUUGGAGGCAGUGCUGCAGUAGGUAGGGACGGGUUUUCCCCUUUCGAGAUUUUCCCCACUGGGUUUGCUCAAAGCGGUUUUUCACCUGUCCGAGUAUCACCAGAGCCCCUAGAUUUCCACGAGACAUCCAUCGAGUUCGACCCAACCUGCGACUUAGUCGUCGUGUUUCCAGUACCGUUACAAGUUGAAGAAUCAGCCUUACGCACCUUGGGUCGAAUCGGAGAGUACUGUAUGCUCACCAGAGGGAAAGCGCGGAAAAUGAUACCAGAAAAAGAGGAGUUGGAACAAGGGCUGGUCCCAGAGGAAGAAAUACCAAGAAGUUCUUUGAGAAGUACCAUUUCACAUGAUCUCACUUCUACCACCACUACCCCAGAUCCGCUGAAUGAGUUAUCGCAGCAGUUGUCACAAUUGUUAGCCAUUAUGACGAUGCAACAAAAGGAACAAAAUGCAUUAAGAGAAGAACUGGCUACGAUGAAAGCUGACCGACAGAACCAACAGCUGCUCACAUCGAAAGGGGCAAGUUCGAUCGAAAUCGAAGAAAACAAGCCGUAUUUGGAGCCAAAACUUACCAACAACGAACGAACAGGAAGAACCAGGUGUGCGGAUCCACCUACCUUCAGUGGAGAACGAGGAGAAUUGGACAACUUCCUUGCAGCAUGUCACAUGAACUUCGAGUUCAAAGGGGCAGAGUACGCCACCGAUCGCAGAAAGAUCCUGUUCAUGUACGGGUAUCUUCGAGGCACCCCUCAAAUGCUUAUAACCCCGGCCAUAACCAAUCCAAUGGUAGUGGUAAAUAACACCGAUCCUCGAACCAAAUCGGACUGGAUCUAUUUCAAACAACAUGUGAUAGGGACUGAGGAGAACCAACGGAUGGCUGAAACGAUGAUUGCGGCGAAUCGAUGGGCUGCUAGACGCAAACAUGAGACGACCUGGCUUCCCCCCUCGAUCGAAUUCGAUGCGAUUGGAUACUAG